Molecule: messenger RNA, 684 nt
Organism: Cylicostephanus goldi
Lineage: Eukaryota; Metazoa; Nematoda; Chromadorea; Rhabditida; Strongylidae
Source: the annotation of a GenBank genome assembly
CACAUUGACAGAGAGUACAACAAUGCCGUGGAAAGAUACAUAGCUAUAGCUGUGACAGCGAAAGUGGGCAACGUUCUUGAUACUUAUGCUGUGCAGAGUGUUGCUAAGCUGUCGCGAGAAGUUGACGAUAUUGAUAGGGUCUUCUAUAAUUAUGACUACGGGAGCAUAAGCGAUCAAGAAGCUGGUAACUUGUGGUACUACUUUCACGAUCGGACUUGGAACAAGACGCAUUUUCCAAAAUCGCUGGACUAUGUAGACACGAUGAAUGCCUACUACAAUGCUGCUUUGAAACUGCUCAGGGAACAAACGAAUCAUACGCUUGUUCAACAUAUGUUCCCUCUUCUCGAUAAGAAUCCAUGGAACGAAAGUGAAAACAUCCUUUUACAUGGUGGCUUAAGCACUACUAUGAGAACAGCUGCUUAUCAAGACUUACCUGCAUUUCUGGCGAAUCUAUCACCUCAUGAUAAUGUUGCACAGAAUAUCGCCGAUGGGAAAGGAGUCUUUGGCUUCAAAGAAGCGCAAGUGAUAACAGCCUUUUUGGAGCAAGUGCGAGAUGAUUUUCGAAAUGGAGUGGAACCGGCUACAGGUGAAGACAUGGAAGAAUAUCUAGCAACUCAGCUGGUUCCUGCGUAUAAGUUUAUCGAGGUAUUACUUGAAACGACUGUAUUCUUUUUCGCUCUCUUU